Molecule: messenger RNA, 2290 nt
Organism: Engraulis encrasicolus (European anchovy)
Lineage: Eukaryota; Metazoa; Chordata; Actinopteri; Clupeiformes; Engraulidae
Product: taste receptor type 1 member 1-like
Exons: 5
Coding region: 23-2290 (755 amino acids)
Biological process (GO): G protein-coupled receptor signaling pathway
Cellular component (GO): plasma membrane
Molecular function (GO): G protein-coupled receptor activity
Source: RefSeq, a predicted model, not a curated record
CUUCUCAUUCCCGGGCUACCAGAUGCUUCAGGUGAUGAGGUUUGCCAUCGAGGAGAUCAACAACUCCACCUCCAUCCUACCUAACGUCACCCUUGGUUACCAGAUCUUUGACCACUGCUCCGAUGCUCACAACUUCCCUGCCAUCCUCAACUUCUUCUCCCACGGCUCCUCCAUUACAGUUACUAAAGACUACAAACGUCACGUGCCCAAAGUCAUCGGCUUCACCGGACCCUUCAGCAGCACAGAGAGCCUCACCAUCGCACCACUCUUCAUGAUGGAUCUCAUCCCCAUGGUGAACUAUGGGGCAGGAAGCUCCAUCCUCAGUGACAAGCUGGUGUACCCAUCUUUUGUGAGGACCAUACCAAGCAACAAAGAUGAGAUCAGUCUCAUCGUUCAUAUCAUCAAGCAUUUCGGCUGGAACUGGGUCGCCUUCAUCGGCUCCACGUCCGCGUACAGUGAGAACGGCUACCAGCUGUUCGUAGAGCUGACUAACAACACUGGCAUCUGCUUGGCCUACCGGGAACUCCUUGCCAACACGUCAAAGUUGGCCACAGUGUUUCGUAGCAUAGACUCGCUCAGAGUCAACGUAAUUGUUCUGUUUACGGCGAGGCUGUUUGCUGAGGAGAUAAUCAAUUCUGCACUACGGCUCAACUUCCAAGAUAAGGUAUGGAUCGCCAGUGACUCCUGGGCAAUGAAUCAGCAGCUACUGAAGGAAAAAGACAUAAAGACAAUCGGGACCGUCAUUGGUGUCACACCAACAGUGGUCGCUUUGCCUGGCUUCAAAGAGUUUGUCUAUCAGUCCCACCACCGAGGGGACUCUGAUGUCACAGAUAAAGGCACCUGCAAUCAGGAGUGUGCAAACUGUUCCUCAGUCAGGCCUGAAGAUGUCAUCAAUGAAAACCCCACCUACUCCUUCCCUAUUUACUCUGCUGUGUACACCAUGGCCAUGGCUUUACACAACGCUCUACAGUGCAACCAGUCUGGAUGCAAUGCGAGUCAUCCUGUUUAUCCAUACAUGCUCCUGAAUGAAAUCAGACGGUUAUAUUUCCCUUUAAACCACAUGAAUGUGACUUACAACAAAAAUCUUGACCCACCUGCCGCUUAUUCCAUUGUGCUGUGGGAUACUACGCAGUAUCCGGCAGUGAUCAAGGAAAUCGGAACGUAUAGCAAUCAACCUCACACUGAGUUCUCUAUUGCGGAUGAGCUAAUUGACUGGCCAGGAAGCAGUGAGGUGCCGUUUUCCAACUGCUCGGUUGAAUGCAAUCCAGGAUCCUAUCGGGUACAGGACAGCAUACAACAUCAUUGUUGUUUUUCAUGCAAGGAAUCCCCAAGGAACCACUACACCAACUACUCAGCUGAUCCGUACUCCUACCUACCCUGUACAGAGUUCGACUGGUCCAAUCCUGGCAGCACAACAUGUCAGAAGCGCUCUGUGCAAUACCUCCACUAUGACGAUGCUAUCUCAAUUGUCCUGCUCCUCUCUGCAUCCCUCCUCCUGCUUCUGUGUGUUGGAGUGGCCGUGCUAUUUUUCCUCCGCCGCAACACUCCUGUGGUCCGGUCAGCAGGGGGCAGUACGUGCUAUCUGAUGCUCAGCUGCAUCGCCGCCUCUACUGUCAGCGUCUUCUUCCACUUCGGCAAGCCAACCGCCAUCAGCUGCGCCUUGCAAAACUGGAUCGCCCUCCUUUUCUACACCAUAUGCAUGUCCUGCCUCUUUGUCCGCUCCCUCCAGAUCAUUGUCAUUUUCAAGAUGGCCUCCCACCUACCCAGGGCCCAUGCUCUGUGGGUGAAGUACAGUGGCCAAUGGCUGGUGGUGGCUGCUGUGUCUCUCCUCCAAAUGUUUGCAUGCACCAUGUUCAUGGCCACCGACCGAUCCCUCCCAAUGAGAGACACUGAGACUUUCAACGACCAGAUCUUAUUUACCUGCUCUAGCGGCAGUGUGGUCUUUAUGGGAUUUGGUGUUUUCUUGCUGGCCAUUAUCAGCGCCUUGUGCUUCUGUUUCUCCUACAUGGGAACAGACCUGCCCAAGAACUACAAUGAGGCCAGAGGCAUCGCUUUUAGUGUGCUUAUGUUUUUUCUGAGCUGGGCUGUAUAUUUAACUGCUUCCUAUAGUACCAGUUCCGAUGUUGCGUAUGUGGUCAAGGUGGUGACUGAUCUGUGUCGUUUGUACAGCAUUAUGUUCGCAUAUUUCAUGCCAAAGUGUUUCAUCAUAAUUUUUCAGCCUCUGAGAAACACUCAGGAGUAUUUCCAAGCCAGCAUUCAGAGCUACACACAAACUAUUAGUCGAAUGUAG